AUGACCCCAAGGUUGUGGGCAAAUGUGUGUCCUGCUGAGUUGCACUUCGUUUACGGUACUAGGGUACCAGGUGAGAGGGGUAGUCUCGAUGGCGAAGUGAAUUGGGAAGUUCUUAAGCUGAAAUACUUGGAUACUGACUUGGUUCAGUUUGUGCAAGAUAACAUACCGGUUCUAGAGGGUGCUAGAGAUCAAGCUAGAGUGACGUUAUCCGAGUAUUUGGAGUUGUGGCGUAUGAAGCAAUCUAAGUAUCUUGAGAGGUUAAAUCAAGAUAAGGAUCGAAG
Messenger RNA from Perkinsus marinus ATCC 50983, 281 nucleotides. RefSeq lists its product as hypothetical. The transcript has a single exon. NCBI's taxonomy places the organism in Eukaryota, Perkinsozoa, Perkinsida, Perkinsidae. The annotation marks the transcript as partial. The record is from RefSeq and is a predicted model, not a curated record.